AUGCUUGACAAUCUCGCGAGCUCACGGGUAUUUAUAGCGGAGACCAGAGAGGCUGCUACGCCAUAUGUCCACUGUCUAUCCUCCAGCAGUUCCAACCAAGUUAUCCUUCCCCUUCCCUCUUCUUACCAUGACUUCACUUCCUCUUUUAAUCCCUUCCUCUUCUCAUCCCUUCUGCUCUCCACCGAAGCCGCCGGUGGCCGCUGGCAACUUCUCCAUAAUAGCAUCGGCAUUGUAGCCAUGCACAUGCAGUUACUGCACAACGACCGUGUCGUCAUCUUCGACCGCACCGACUUUGGCUUCUCCAAUCUAUCCUUGCCUCUUGGCAAAUGCCGCUACAACCCAAACGAGAAGGCUGUUAAGGUUGACUGCACUGCUCACUCCAUCGAAUACGACGUCGCCUCCAAUACUUUCCGCCCUCUAUUCGUCCAGACUGAUGUCUGGUGCUCCUCUGGUUCCGUCACCCCCGACGGCCGUCUCGUUCAGACCGGCGGCUUCAACGACGGCGAACGUGCUGUCAGGGAGUUCAGUCCUUGCCCCACCUGUGACUGGCAGGAACAAAAUGGCGCACUCGCUGCUCGCAGGUGGUACGCCACUAAUCACAUUCUGCCGGACGGACGCCAGAUUAUCGUCGGCGGCAGAAGGGCAUUUAGCUACGAAUUUUACCCCAAAACACCUGCUGCCAAAAAUGCGUAUAGUUUACCCUUUCUAGUGCAGACCAACGACCCCGGUGCCGAGAACAACUUGUACCCCUUCGUCUUCUUGAACGUGGACGGCAAUUUGUUCAUCUUCGCCAACAAUCGAGCUAUCCUGUUCGAUUACAGGAAGAACAGAGUGGUCAAGACAUUCCCGCAAAUACCGGGAGGAGAUCCGAGAUGUUAUCCGAGCGCCGGAUCGGCAGUCUUGUUACCUUUGAGGAAUUUGCGAAAGGCGUCGAUCGAAGCGGAGGUUUUGAUAUGUGGCGGAGCCCCGAAAGGCUCCUUUAAGCAGGCGAACCAGAGUAGCAAUUUCCUAGGAGCCUUGAAUACCUGCGCUCGGAUAAAAAUAACCGACCCUAACCCGCAGUGGGUCACCGAGAAGAUGCCCGGAGCCAGAGUGAUGAACGACAUGCUCAUUCUCCCAAACGGCAACGUUUUGAUAAUCAAUGGGGCAGCCAUGGGCACGGCUGGAUGGGAAUUGGGGCGGAACCCCGUGUUGAACCCGCUUAUUUACCGAUCGAAUAGCCCCCGGGGGUCUCGGUUCGUGUCCCAGAACCCGUCCAAUAUUCCGCGGGUUUACCACUCAACCGCAGUUUUGCUUCGGGACGGCCGAGUGCUCGUGGGAGGUAGCAAUCCCCACACAUAUUAUAAUUUCACGAAAGUGUUAUUUCCGACGGAGCUGAGGUUAGAGGCGUAUUCUCCAUGGUAUUUGGAGGCAGAGUUUUCCAACGUACGUCCGAAGAUUCUAUCGCCUGCUUCUCAGACCAAGGUCACGUACGGUGGCAAGUUGGUGGUGAGAUUCCAGAGGCUGUUGGUGUUGGACGUUACUAAAGUAUCUAACCUUGGAAAUUUGACAUACGGAGCGGAGGUUGUCACCCCUGCUUCGUCUGUCCUGGCGCCACCCGGUUUCUAUCUGCUGUUUGUGGCUCAUCAAGAAAUUCCCAGCGACGGUAUUUGGCUUCAAAUACUGUGAAGUAUGAACCAAUUAUUUGUAUUAAUAUGGAUACACACAUAUAUAUUAAAUUUAUUUAUCUUCCA
Messenger RNA from Neltuma alba, 1733 nucleotides. Its product is annotated as aldehyde oxidase GLOX-like. NCBI's taxonomy places the organism in Eukaryota, Viridiplantae, Streptophyta, Magnoliopsida, Fabales, Fabaceae. The record is from RefSeq and is a predicted model, not a curated record. The transcript is spliced from 2 exons. The coding region runs from base 1 to 1668 and encodes 555 amino acids.